AUGAUUAGCAAAGAAAAAUCAGCUGUCUUCUUUUCAAAGAAAAUUCCAAUAUGGUGGAAGCGGAGUCUUAUAAGAUUAACGAGAUUUGUGGAGGGAGUUUUCCCGGUCAUUUACUUAGGUGUCCCGCUCAUUUCUGGGCGUUUAACGAUUAGAUCCUUGGAACCUUUAGUUCAAAAAAUAAAAAAGGAAGGUGGCUGGGUGGAAGUUAAAGCUGCUCUUGCAAGGUGGUCGUCUAAUUCUUUAAGGCAUGUUCUCACUUGUAUGGUGACUCAUUUGUUGGUGGUAUUAGACAUUCCGAAGGCAGUCCACAAGAAUAUGAAUUCUAUCCUCUCAACGUUCUUUUGGGGUGAGAUAAAUGGAAAGCCGAAAGUGAAGUGGUGCUCGUGGUCUAAGCUGUGCAAGCCCACUAGUGAGGGUGGUUUGGGUGUUUGUGAUUUUGGUGAAGUUCAAAAAUCUCUACAUAUGAAAUUUGCAUGGAGACUCAUGACUUUAGAUAAUCUUUGGACAAAAUUCUUCCGUGCUAAAUAUGUGAAACAAGGACAUAUCUCUAUGGUGGUUCCUAAAGACUCGAGUUCUCGUUUUUGGAAAUCAGUUAUGUGGGUUUUACCUCAGGUGACGGAGAAUGUGCAGCUGAAGGUAAAGAAUGGCAAAGGUUCGUUUUGGUUUGAUAAUUGGUUGGCUAGUGGCCCGCUUUGUCUACAAUUUAACAAUAUUCAAAACCCUCUGCUUAAUAUUAAAGAUGUGUAG
Molecule: messenger RNA, 747 nt
Organism: Malania oleifera
Lineage: Eukaryota; Viridiplantae; Streptophyta; Magnoliopsida; Santalales; Ximeniaceae
Exons: 1
Coding region: 1-747 (248 amino acids)
Source: RefSeq, a predicted model, not a curated record